GAAGGGGUUUUAAAGGGUUGUAGGCUACUUAUCGGGGUUGAUGGUUGUCAUCUAAAGGGAUAUCAACGAGGUGGGCAGCUACUUUCAGCAGUUGGUGUUGAUGCGAAUAAUGGUAUGUAUCCAAUUGCCUUUGCAGUGGUUGAAGGAGAAUUGAAAGAGAGUUGGAAAUGGUUUCUAAGUUUAUUAGAUAAUGAUCUAAAAAUUUCAAAUAACCCUCAUGCUUGGACUUUCAUUUCUGAUAAACAAAAAGGGCUAUUACCUGCUGUUGAUGAACUAUUUCCUGAAAUAUAACAUAGGUUUUGUGCAAGACAUUUACAUCAAAACUUUGUGAAGGAUGGUUUCUCUGGGCAGCUACUAAAACAAGCUUUUUGGGCAGUUUGUAAAUCAACAACAGAAGCUGAAUUUAAGAAAAAUAUUGAUUCAAUGGCACUGUUGAAUCCAAAAGCAGUAGAGUGGUUAAGUGAAAGGAGUCCUAGGCAUUAUUGUAGAGCUUUUUUCAACACUUUUAUUAAGUGUGACAUGUUAUUGAAUAACCUAUGUGAAUCCUACAAUAGUUCUAUAUUAAAUGCAAGGGAUAAACCUAUCUUGACGAUGUUAGAAUCUUUGAGAAUUCACCUAAUGACCAGAAUGCAGGCCAAUAGAGAUAAGAUGAGAUCUCAUCCAUUUAAAAUCUGUCCAAAAAUUAUGAAGAUAAUUAAGGAAAAUAAAGAUAAAGCAACUGAAAUGAGAGUUUACAAAUCCAUUGGUGGUCUGUUCCAAAUUGAAGAUGGUAAUGUCAAAUUGUUUAAGGUGGAUUUAAGCAAACAUAUUUGCAGUUGCAGAAGAUGGGAUUUAACUGGCAUUCCAUGUUCUCAUGCCAUUUCAGCCGUUUGGUGGGAAGGGGGUUCACCAGAAGAUUAUACACACCAUUGUUACACAGUAGAAUCAUAUCUCAGCACCUAUGAGCAUGCUAUCAUGCCCAUAACUUCUUCUGAAAUGUGGCCAAAAACUGGUUUACCACCACCUCUUCCUCCCAAAUACAAAGCACAACCCGGUAGACCUAAGAAACUCAGAAAAAGAGAUAAAGCAGAGAAGGAAACCAGCAAGUCCACAACAAAAUUGCGAAAGAAGGGGCAGAAAAAGAGGUGCUCAGUGUGUGGAAAAACAGGCCACAACAAAUCCACUUGUAACAAAAACAAAACUCCUACAACAUCGAGUUCUCAACAAGUUCAACAACAAAUCCAUAGGGAUGAGAAUUCAAUUACAAUGGUAGAUGAACAAUGAUAUCAGAAUUCAAUUCCAGUGGUAGUUCAGCAAGUUCAACAACAAUUCUAUGGAGAUAUGAACUUUCCAUUGAUGCAAUAUGGUCACCAACAUGAAGUAUUUAGUAGCUCUCAACCUCCA
This is a messenger RNA of Ipomoea nil (Japanese morning glory), 1383 nucleotides long. RefSeq lists its product as uncharacterized. The record is from RefSeq and is a predicted model, not a curated record. The transcript is spliced from 3 exons. Bases 424 to 1263 code for a protein of 279 amino acids. NCBI's taxonomy places the organism in Eukaryota, Viridiplantae, Streptophyta, Magnoliopsida, Solanales, Convolvulaceae. Gene Ontology annotation, molecular function: zinc ion binding.